UUGUUAGAAAGAAAAAACGACUAGCUAAUCAAGUGUACUGAAUUUAGAUGGAAAGACGAACGGCGGGAGACAGUCGACAGAUUACCUGUUUUGUAAAUUUUAUUACUAUUCUUAAUAGUAGUAAUAGCGAUAUUUUGAUAAUAAAAUCUGAGAUUUAAAUCGGGAUCAACGACGUCUAAUGUACAUAUAAAAAGAUCAGAGAUCAAACACAACUUGUUCACGAUGACUACUAUAAGUCCAAGGAAAAGUCCCGUUAUUGAAUCAACAUGGCAAAUACGAUAUUCAACAAAAACUGCCAGAAGGGCUGUAACAUCAACGUGUUUGAGUCUGCUUGUUAUUUUUAUUGUUUAUCUAGAUAUAUGCAAUUCUUCAUUUUUUCUGAUAUUUGACUCUCAUCCUAUUUUAUGGUACUUAGAAGCUGGUAUUGUAAUUGUAAUAUUGAUUAGAAUUCUUCAGAAUAUACUAGAACUCUUAAACUAUCUGCAUAUUACACUGUUUGGGAAAUAUGUGGAGAUUUCAAAUGCUCAAAGAAAGUUGUUGGGUGUGAAAGAAAAUGAGAAAGGAUUUUAUACGACACCUAUUAAACCAAGAACUGACACAAAACAAAGAAAUUUAAUCUUUUCAUCAGGCUCUCCAAGCAAACAUACAAGCAGCUUUACUAAUGAUAGUGCACCUUAUAGUCCAACAUAUUUUGCAGCUGUGACUCCAGGAUCUUACAUCAAUAGUUUUAAUAGUUCAAUGUCAGCCCAUUCUCCAUAUUCAAGUUACUCUAGUUCUACAUCACCUAAUACAUCAUACGACAGGAUGAAUUCUCUGAACCUGUCUUAUACUGCAUCUCCAUAUGAAACAACAGAACCUAGUUCUUUAAGAUCUAGACAUUCUUAUCCUUCAUCGAGAAAUUCACCAGUUUCACCAUAUGAGAGAAUAACAAGUAUUCAUGGUUUAAGUCAGUUUUUAAAAGAACAAGAUGAAGAAGAGUAUAGAAAUUUACAAGUAUCAUCAGAAAAUCUGGGUAACAGUGGAUCAUCAUUUUGGAGUUAUGGCAGCAGCGUGAUGGAUCAGUCUCAUUUAUUAAGUAAAUAUCAGUAUCAAGUAUCAACACGAUCACCCCAGUCAGCUACAACUAAACAUAGUCUAACAGAUUUAACACAUAGAUCAGGUUAUGAAGAGGUUUGGAGUCAGUUUGGUGUUACAGAAGAUGAAUUAUAUAUAUGGACAGAAAAACUCAGAAAGUGGAUAAGUUUAACAGUAAUGACUAGAUUAUCGGAUGAAAUAAAGGAAAUUAACAAUGCUUUACGAAGAAUAGGAUGUGAAGAUACACAGAUAGGAGAAGUUGGGGUUUCAACGUUAAAACAAUUGGCACUAACUAAAAGUAAUUUUAUUCCCGGUUUUAAUUCUGUUGUACCAUAUCUAGAUUUUUCUUCUAAUCAGGAAUAUCUAACCAAGCGCAUAUUGGAAUUAGGUAAAGAUGGUUGUAUGAGUGAGUUCUGUUGGAAUGGUGGAGGACAUUAUGGUAAAGUUUGGGGUGAACAUCUACCAACUGAUUCAGCGAUUGUUAUGCAUGCAUUAUGUACCUAUAUGGAUUCCAGACUUCCAGCUCAACCCAGAUUUCCAGAUGGAAAAACAUUUACUAGUCAAUAUUUUAUGAAAACACCAGAUAAGCCAAAUUUACAGAAGAAGGAUAAUUUAUUAUUGUAUCAGUCUAGUAUAAAUCCUCCUUUGUAUCAAGUUAUAUUUGGUGGUAAUACAUAUAAUUUACCUAAGGGUAGGAACAAUAUGUUUCAGGCAUUGUUAUUAUUUUUAUAUCAUGUUAAAACACAUCAAGAGGGCAUGUUAGGACGUGUAAACUUGGGAUUAUCUGGAAUAAAUAUUCUGUGGAUAUUUGAGAACUAGGAUAUAACAACAGUGAUAAAUAUAUGUACAAUAUUUUGUUUAAUAUUACAAACACAAAAUAUCAAAAGGUGUCAUUUAUUUUUUGUUUUUUAUUGACUGUGCCUACAACGUAUAAUGAAAGACUGAAAAUAUGUUUUUAGAAAGAGAUAGUACCACUUUAAUAUGGAGUUAACGAAUUGACAAAUAUGAUAUCACUGUUUAUAUUGUAUAAAAUAACAUUAAGGCUACACAAAAUAAAUGUCUUGUUUCUCGGGCAACUGACAGCUGAAACUGUAGGGGGGGAGGGCGGUUUAUUUUUUUUUUUAUCUCAUUUCUGGCUAGAGGAUGGUGCAAAAUAAAAUUUGCCUAUUGUUGAAAAUUGUUGGGGCGGGAGGGCGGCCUUGUAUUUUUUUUUUUUUUUAAUGAGAAAGUCAUUACUUGUCUACGGUUUUGCUUUCAGUUAUAUAUUAUACAUACUUAGAACAUAAAUCCAGAAAUCAAGUCUACUCAAACACUGAACACUGACUGAAAGGAAAAUAAUUUUCCAUAUUUAAUUCACGUAAUGUAGCUUACUAAUGGUAAUGGUGACAACCAUAAUUGAAAUUGGUUUAAAAUAAAAUUCCGUACGACUAUUAAUAGCCGUCCAUAAUAACGACAAUAUUUUAAAGAGUAAGCCUCUGUCAGCAUGUGUAUCAAAAAUAAUCAUCACGGUAAACGACACUUCGAUCUAAAUCUAGUAUCGCUGGUUUAUAAUGAUUGACCUAAUUCCAACCAAUGCAUGUCAGGUGUCAUCGGGAUUCGUGAAAUGACUGUUUCUCAGGAUAUUUGGUGUGUUUCUCAGCAUAUUCGGUGUUCUAUCUGGGGCUUAUAUCGAAUGACUAUUUAAAUUUAACUAACAACUCGUCAGUAAAACUAUCAAAUGUGUAAUCCAAUUAUUAUUUUCCGGAUUAUCAAAACUACCGUUAAACGUGCUAAUGACCCAGAUUCUGACUAAGGUAUGGUGACUAUCAUCGUAUCGUAUUCGUAGCCACAAGUUAUAAUAAUUAACCUGUUCUACGAUUCAUUGUUUUAUAAGUAGGAUUUUUUCAAACAUGGACCGACUGAAGCCGGCAAUAAUGAGCCGAUUAAGAUCGAAUGAUUGAAAUACAUUGCAUUGUUGUCAAUGACUUUCGGUGUUUAACACGAAUCAAAUUCUAGUUCACAAGGGGAGGUAAUUAAAAUCACGUGAUACAAAAAUGGAGGUUCUUUCGAUAUCAAUAAAAAAGACCCGUAAAUGAGCGUUUACAUCUGAAUCAGUUUAAUACAUUUGAAUGGAUAUUCACGAAUGGGGCAUGUAGAUACAUGCGGCAUAUUUUUUUUAUGACUUGCUUAUCAAUGUUCGGGCGGGCGUUACAUAUUUUUUAUUUUUCAUCAAGACUAAUAAAUAGGCCGCACGCGCAACCAAUUUUGCGUGCGGGCGGUGCCCGAGAAACAACUUAUUUUAUUUGUGUUGCCUAAAAUACAAUAAAUUAUUACGAGUUUUAAAGUAGAAAACAAAUAUAUUAGUCAUUCAAUUAAAAAUCAUUAUCACAGGAAUUUCAAGUGUAGUAUUCUGUCUAUUAUUAAAGUGUAUAUUCACUGAAAUUCUCAAUCUGUUUAAAUUCAAAUCUAUAUUUUGUUUCGUUUUUUUAUACUUUCGAUGGCCUACACUACAUGAAUAUCUGACAAGUUAUAGCAAUAGGUCACGUCAGGGGUCAAAAGACCGACUUUUGACCUAUGAUGUCAAACAUUUGAUUAACCAAUCAGCAUUGAUGUUACUAGUGGAUUACCCACAGUUCCGGGCAAAAAAGGUCAAACACUCGAUUUGACAGACCAUUUGAUUGGCUGACCCCUCAUUUCAAGCAGAACACAAGUUAAAUAACAAGUCUUCCAGAUCCAAGUGUAGUAAAGACAAGUAAAACGAAAUUUUGAACUAUAAAAACAAAACGAAAUAGGAUCUGUGUUUUAACCAGAUUGCUGAAAUUCUUUGUUUGCAACAAAUGACCGAAGCAGACAUCCCUUUGUUUAAAUGAUAUAUUAUUAUUCCAGAGCUACUUUUGUCUGUUUUUCUUAUUAAUAAAAUGAAUAUUAUUAUCACAUAAA
This is a messenger RNA of Patella vulgata (common limpet), 3993 nucleotides long. Its product is annotated as transmembrane protein 209. Gene Ontology annotation, cellular component: membrane. NCBI's taxonomy places the organism in Eukaryota, Metazoa, Mollusca, Gastropoda, Patellidae. The record is from RefSeq and is a predicted model, not a curated record. The transcript is spliced from 16 exons. Bases 223 to 1893 code for a protein of 556 amino acids.